AUGACGUCAAUCGGCACGGGCUAUGAUCUUUCCAACUCGGUCUUCUCGCCCGAUGGCCGGAAUUUCCAGGUUGAGUAUGCCGUGAAGGCAGUCGAAAACGGCGGCACAGCUAUCGGCAUUCGGUGCAAGGACGGCGUCGUCUUGGCCGUGGAGAAAAUCAUCACCAGCAAGCUCCUCAAACCCGGGGCGAAUAAGAGAAUUGCGACCGUUGAUCGCCACGUUGGCAUUGUAUCCGCCGGUCUCGUCCCUGACGGCCGUCACUUUGUUUCCCGAGCUCGCGACGAAGCCUCCUCGUGGAGAGGCGUGUACAAGGGCCCCAUCCCGACCUCCGCACUCGCCAAUCGCCUCGGCGGGUACGUACAAGCAUAUACUCUUUACUCUAGCGUCCGGCCAUUCGGCGUGACCUCCAUUGUCGGUGGAUGGGAUAGCGAGGCAGAGCUGGCGGUCGAUGGCCAGGUCGGCCAGGGACCCCAGUCGGGCGCCGGUGGAAAGGUCGAGGGUGCCAAGGCUGGGGGACCCGGUCUAUACAUGAUUGAGCCCAGUGGGCUUUACUGGGGAUAUUAUGGUGCUGCCACCGGUAAGGGACGGCAGGCGGCCAAGGCCGAGCUGGAGAAAUUGGAUCUCAGCUCCGAGAAGCUGUCUCUGCUCGACGGAGUGAAGGAGGCGGCUCGCAUCAUCUAUGUCGCGCACGAAGAUAGCAAGGACAAGGAUUUCGAAUUGGAGAUGACGUGGAUCAGCUCGGUCGAUGGCCCCACCAAGGGCCGGCAUGAGGAAGUGCCCCAGGACAUCCGGGAAGAAGCCGAGAAGGCUGCGCGGCGGGCUCUGGAUGAGGAGGAGGAGGAGGAGGACAAGGGUCAAGGGGAGCAGAUGGAAGAGUGA
Messenger RNA from Penicillium canariense, 879 nucleotides. Its product is annotated as proteasome core particle subunit alpha 7. Gene Ontology annotation, cellular component: nucleus; proteasome core complex; proteasome core complex, alpha-subunit complex. The transcript has 5 exons. Gene Ontology annotation, biological process: ubiquitin-dependent protein catabolic process. The coding region runs from base 1 to 879 and encodes 292 amino acids. Lineage: Eukaryota; Fungi; Ascomycota; Eurotiomycetes; Eurotiales; Aspergillaceae. The record is from RefSeq and is a predicted model, not a curated record.